GCUUAGUUACGGUGAUGUUAUCGUGCGGUUAGGAAGCGAGGUCAUUAUAGUGCAGAGAGUGUAGCCGUUGGUGAACUCAUAUUUAGGGGUGGAAAAUUGCUGAAAAUUUUGGAUACGUGAAAUUGUGGGAGAUUCGUAUUGCUGAAUACUGCGGAAAUGCUACGUUGGAUCUUUUUAGUGGCGCUUAUAGCGUCACCCACGUUAUCAAAAAACGCUGAACGAAGACGAGCGUUUUAUCGAAGAACAACCACGACCAGCACUGCGACGCCCAUAUCAGAAGAUGCCAUCAGCUCUGAAUCUAAGUUUAAUGACAAUGCCGGUGAAGGUCUGUAUACGGUUGGAGAUUCAUUUACGAUAGGUGGAGGCUCCUCUGCGUCCUCGUCCGGAGAUAACAUUGGCAAAGGAAGUGCGUUCAAGCCAGUCACUAGCAGCGGCGAUAAAUUGACAUCGUUCUCGGAGUAUGGAUUUGGCGGCACAAAGUUAUCUGAAUCCAAUGAUUCUGGUUCGGAUGAGGAUUAUGGAAUAAACCUCAAGAACAUCAAACCCCUUAAAUCAUCCUCGAAUUCUAACAGUUUUAAAUCUUCUGGAGCAUUUGACUUUCUAAAUAAUGACUAUUCGAAACUUUCUUCGGACAGUAAAACGAAAUCCUCUUACAGCAACAAAUUCUCAAUUUCCCAUCCCACUCCCACGAAAUCAUCCCUGACGGGUAAGCUAGACCAUCUGCACGAUUCGACCGAGUAUGAAAUAUACUCCAGCUUAAAGUCUGCCAAUAGCUACAAAUCUACAUUCAAUCCUUUCGCAACAUCGACAAAUUUACCAAUUGUGACAUUUUCAGGUUCAUCACUGAACUUUGACGGUAAGGUAAAGAAACUGCCCUCGUACUCGUUUGACGACUCUGCACUGGCAUCAUUCACUCCCACCAAGAACAAGAAGAACAAACUUUCCCUAGACGAUGACACGUUCGGAGGCGGCAGCACUUUUGGACACAGUAGCAGUUUCGGUGUCGGUAAGCUAGAGUUUCCUUUUCCUAGUGGUGGAAAGUUCAACAACCCUUACGGGUUUGGCGAGCCACCACUAGUUAAAUCUGCUGUAUCGACACUGAAACAUUUUGGCGCGGGACUUUUAGGUAAACCAGAGAAACAAUCUUCAACCUUUUAUGGCAUUGACAGCGAAGAGAGUGGUUUUGGAAAUUCAAAAUUUAAACCAUUUGGCAAAGGUAGUAGCGGAAGCAGUAGUAGUAGCUUCAAAAAUACUUACAAUCUCGAUAGCGAUGAAUCUGAAGAGAUAUACACAAAACCCAAAAGUCCAAAACUGCACUCGUCCUAUGGCACCAAACUGAAGCCCUCCCACAACACAGAGUUCGAAAGCGACUUCGAUGUGAAAAACAUCAAGCUGCCUGGCACUCUCAACAAGUUCAGACCUAACACGUUUCCUAAAUCGACCCCACACAAAUCCAAACACGGUUCCGACAUUGACAAUCCUAACCCGCUUGAAUUCCGACCUAACUUCAAACUGCAAGAUGUACCAAAUCUGUAUCCCGAUGACCAUAUAGGUGCAGGAAUUGCUGCUAAAGGUCAAAUUGAGAACUUCCUUAACGCAGAACAUUCCUUCCGGAAUGAGCCAGUACGAACAACCCACUUCCUCGACGGCCACCCUGGGAAAAAGGGUCAGUAUAAUCAGUUUUUGAAGUCUCAGGAAGAUGAGCAGUUCGAGAAGGAAGCGUUGAAGGCCCAGAUUGAGUAUUUGAAAGCGCAAGCUGCGAAGCGUCCAGAAGUAAGGCAACGUCCACCCGGUCCACCACCAUCCAUCAAACAUAACUCUGCACCACCACGUGGCCGUCCAGUUCGGCGUAUUCCUCAGUUAGCUCCUCUUGGCGCCAAGCAAUCUCGACCACCGGUAAGGAUUCCACACUUCAACGACAGGCCUUACAGUGUAAGUUUUAAGCUCUAAAUAAACUCUGAGUCAAACAAUUCCGUAGACGGAAAAUCGGUAGGAUGGAGCAAUCCUCAGUGCAAUUUGCCUUUGUUUAUCUAGAGUAGUGUAGUCGAUUACGUAGUAUUAGAUUAUUUAUUAAUUGUAGUCAUUAGCAAGCCAAUUUUAGAUACGACAAAAACAAAGUACGAAGAACGAAAUUUCAUAAAUUA
Messenger RNA from Aedes aegypti (yellow fever mosquito), 2144 nucleotides. RefSeq lists its product as uncharacterized. The record is from RefSeq and is a predicted model, not a curated record. NCBI's taxonomy places the organism in Eukaryota, Metazoa, Arthropoda, Insecta, Diptera, Culicidae. The transcript has 3 exons. The coding region runs from base 157 to 1950 and encodes 597 amino acids.